Molecule: messenger RNA, 844 nt
Organism: Chrysoperla carnea
Lineage: Eukaryota; Metazoa; Arthropoda; Insecta; Neuroptera; Chrysopidae
Product: hemolymph lipopolysaccharide-binding protein-like
Exons: 3
Coding region: 103-681 (192 amino acids)
Source: RefSeq, a predicted model, not a curated record
CAUUGCAAGGCAUAUUAGAUAUAAAGAAAAAUUUUUAAUUCGAUUACGGCAGAUAUUGAAAGGCACGUUAAUUAAUGCAAAAGUUUUUAUUAAAUUGCUGCUAUGGAUUUAAUACAGGCCUUUAAAUUUAUAAUUUUAUUAGUUUUAAGCUCAAGUGCAUUAGGAAACGAGACUGAUGCUAUUACAAAUAAACAUCCUACUAACACAACAUCCAAACAACUGUUGAUAACUGAAAGAAUCAAUUUCAUUCCGCGGGAUUAUGUUAGAUUUGAAGACAGUUAUUAUAAAUAUCAUCAAGAUCCACAAACAUGGAAUGAAGCACGUCAAAUUUGUGAAGCAGAAGGUGCCUACUUAAUAAUAAUUAAUUCAGAAGAGGAAGCGCAAUUUCUUCUUCGUUUGAUGAAUCAAUACCCAGAUGCUGUUAUAGAUGAUAAAAGCUGUGAUAAACAUGAUGUUUUUGUAGGAUUUCAUGAUUUGUUUCAAGAAGGCCAAUAUGUUACAAUUGAUGGAAAAUCAAUAAGAAGUUCAGGAUAUGUACAUUGGGAACCUGAUCAACCUGACAAUUGGCAAGGUAACGAAAAUUGUGGUACUUUUUCUCGCUAUCCUUCAAGCGGCUUAAAUGACAGAUUCUGCAACUGCCCACUAACUUAUGUUUGUGAAAUUCCAUUGAAAUCAUGUUAAAUAAAUAAAUGAAGAUUUCAUAUAAAAAUUUGUUCAUUCAUAUUCACUUAAUGAAAGACAAUAUCAAAUAAAAAUUAAAGAACUUUGAUGCGAUUAAAAAACAAAUUUAAUCACAGGGAAGUUGAUCCAGUUUUAUGUUUCGUAUCUUUAUUACGACUUCGUC